This is a messenger RNA of Sinocyclocheilus grahami, 420 nucleotides long. RefSeq names its product fer3-like protein (gene ferd3l). Gene Ontology annotation, molecular function: RNA polymerase II transcription regulatory region sequence-specific DNA binding; protein dimerization activity; DNA-binding transcription factor activity, RNA polymerase II-specific. The coding region runs from base 1 to 420 and encodes 139 amino acids. The record is from RefSeq and is a predicted model, not a curated record. NCBI's taxonomy places the organism in Eukaryota, Metazoa, Chordata, Actinopteri, Cypriniformes, Cyprinidae. Gene Ontology annotation, biological process: regulation of transcription by RNA polymerase II; developmental process. The transcript has a single exon.
AUGCUUGAUUUGGUCACUGAUGUGGACUUCAUGGAGAUGAUGCCAAACACACCCGUUCUGGCCCCAAAGGAGACACACAGCACCGACUGCAAUGGACUGUACCAGGACUUGACACCCAUCCACGCGCUCGACAUCUCGACAGCUCGAUCGAAUGACUUUUACGCGCUGUCGUCGAGCACCGCGUCUCCAGUGAACUCCAGCAGCGGGAAACCCAAACGCAAACGGGUGAUCAGCAGCGUCCAGCGCCAGGCCGCGAACAUCCGCGAGCGCAAACGGAUGUUCAGCCUCAACGACGCGUUCGACCGGCUGCGCAAAAAGGUUCCCACGUUCGCCUACGAGAAGAGACUUUCGCGGAUAGAGACUCUGCGCCUGGCCAUCAUCUACAUCGCCUUCAUGACGGAUAUUCUCGAGAACAACUGA